Molecule: messenger RNA, 987 nt
Organism: Didymosphaeria variabile
Lineage: Eukaryota; Fungi; Ascomycota; Dothideomycetes; Pleosporales; Didymosphaeriaceae
Gene: LSC1
Product: ligase of succinyl-coa
Exons: 7
Coding region: 1-987 (328 amino acids)
Biological process (GO): tricarboxylic acid cycle
Cellular component (GO): succinate-CoA ligase complex (ADP-forming); mitochondrion
Molecular function (GO): succinate-CoA ligase (ADP-forming) activity; succinate-CoA ligase (GDP-forming) activity
Source: RefSeq, a predicted model, not a curated record
AUGCAGGCCAUACGACGACCUUUGAGCUCGGCGCUGCGGCACGCGGCCGCCAGGAACUAUGCGACGAGCUCCACACCGUAUGCGGACACGAUCAAGAACUUGCGCAUCAACGGCGACACCAAGGUGCUGUUCCAGGGCUUCACUGGCAAGCAGGGAACCUUCCACGCCCAGCAGGCCAUCGAGUACGGCACAAACGUCGUCGGCGGCACGAACCCUAAGAAGGCUGGCACCGAGCAUCUCGGCAAGCCCGUCUUCGCGACGGUAGAGGAGGGUAUUAAGCAGACUGGCGCGACCGCCUCCGCCAUCUUCGUUCCUCCACCGCUUGCGGCCAAGGGUAUCGAGGAGGCGCUCACCGCUGAGAUUCCUUUGGUAGUAUGCAUUACUGAGGGUAUCCCGCAACACGACAUGGUUCGCAUCACCGACAUGCUCAAGACGCAGAACAAGACGCGCCUUGUCGGCCCCAAUUGCCCCGGCAUCAUCGCUCCUGGACAAUGCAAGAUCGGUAUCAUGCCCGGCUUCAUCCACAAGCGCGGCCGCGUCGGCAUCGUUUCCCGCUCCGGAACCCUCACUUACGAAGCCGUCAACCAGACCACCCAAGCCGGCCUUGGCCAGUCGCUCGUCGUCGGAAUUGGCGGUGACCCCUUCUCGGGCACCAACUUCAUCGACUGCCUCAAGGUCUUCCUGCAGGACGAGGAGACUGAUGGUAUCAUCAUGAUCGGCGAGAUUGGUGGCAGCGCCGAAGAAGAUGCUGCCGACUUCCUCAAGGCGAAUAACACGGCCAACAAGCCCGUCGUCAGCUUCAUCGCCGGUAUCUCUGCGCCACCGGGCCGGAGAAUGGGCCACGCCGGUGCCAUCGUCAGCGGUGGAAAGGGUGACGCCAAUUCCAAGAUCACCGCCCUUGAGGCUGCUGGUGUCGUCGUUGAGCGCUCGCCUGCCGCCCUCGGCAAAACUCUGUACGACCAGUUUGUAAAGCGAGACUUGAUAUAA